This is a messenger RNA of Octopus sinensis (East Asian common octopus), 1281 nucleotides long. RefSeq names its product betaine--homocysteine S-methyltransferase 1-like. The coding region runs from base 174 to 1220 and encodes 348 amino acids. The transcript has 7 exons. Gene Ontology annotation, molecular function: zinc ion binding; methyltransferase activity. NCBI's taxonomy places the organism in Eukaryota, Metazoa, Mollusca, Cephalopoda, Octopoda, Octopodidae. The record is from RefSeq and is a predicted model, not a curated record.
GCCGCCCACCGCCGCCGCCGCUAACCGAUAAGAGCGACGGCAUCGCGUCUUCCUAGCAGAGACGCUGCUCUCAGAGCGAAACACUUGGCAUUCGGCGUUGAAGACGGCAGCAGAGAGGAAAAGCUCGAAGAGAGAAACACGAAAGGAAGAGCGAAGAACAACGACUGGAAACGAUGGCUGCCGGAAAAAGUUUACAAGACCGUUUGAGUGCUGGGGAGAAAGUAUUUGCUGCGGAGGGUUACAUGUUCGAGUUCAACAGACGUGGCUAUCUGAAAUCUGGUGCAAUGGUACCGGAAGUGGUCAUAGAACACCCAGAUCUUGUCAAAAAUAUGCACGAAGAAUUCGUCCAUGCAGGAAGUGACGUCGUUCUGGCUUUCACUUAUUAUGGUAACCGUCACAAGAUGAGCGUAGUCGGACGUGAGGACGAAGUGGAACAGUUGAACAGAAAAGCUUUGAGAAUAGCACGCGAAGUGGCUGAUAACACAGGGACUUUAAUGGCGGGGAACGUGAACAACACCACCGUUUUCAACCCUGGCGACAAGGAUGCUGUAGAUGCCGCCAACGCUAUGUUUAAGGAGCAAGUGAUAUGGGCCAAAGAAGAAAAAGCCGAUUUCAUUUUAGGAGAAACUUUCUAUUCACUCGCAGAAUCCAUGUUGUGUUUGGAAGCCAUUAAAGCUUACGGUGGAGGUUUACCUGCAGUAAUAAACCUUGCCCCUACUACGAAGGAUCACACGGUGGAUAAUAUCCCAUUAGAGGAAGCUUGCAGGAAACUCGAAGAAGCUGGAGCUGCAGUUGUAGGCCUCAACUGUAGCAUGGGACCAAAGGCGAUGGUUCCUCUCCUGAAAAGGGUCAGAGAAGCUUGUAAGGGCCCAAUAUCAGCUUUGCCCGUCACCUAUCGCACUGAUGAGAAAAUGGUAACAUUUCAAUCGCUCAAGGAUCUUUGUACAGGCGAGUCUGCUUUCCCGAGCAACUUGUCCCAGUUCCACUGCAGCUUAGACGAAAUGAAAUUCUUUGGAAAUGCCUGUAAAGAGAUUGGAGUCCAGUAUAUCGGUCUUUGCUGCGGAAAUACGUCUGAUUACUUCCGCCUUCUGUGUGAGACUUGUGGAAAAACGACCAAGGCCAGCCGCUAUACAACAGAUAUGUCGAAACAUUAUCUUAACAACGACAAGGGUCUUAACGAAUACAAUGCAAAAGUGAGGAAAGCACUCCUUGGUUUGUAAAACUACCAACGAUCGUAUCGCUCAAAGAACUUCGCUCUUUGUUUUUUAUAACAACAAACAG